Messenger RNA from Dendronephthya gigantea, 2173 nucleotides. Its product is annotated as inhibin beta E chain-like. Gene Ontology annotation, molecular function: cytokine activity; growth factor activity. The transcript has 2 exons. Gene Ontology annotation, cellular component: extracellular region. Gene Ontology annotation, biological process: SMAD protein signal transduction. Lineage: Eukaryota; Metazoa; Cnidaria; Anthozoa; Malacalcyonacea; Nephtheidae. Bases 226 to 1251 code for a protein of 341 amino acids. The record is from RefSeq and is a predicted model, not a curated record.
AACUUACGCACGAGGAUAUUUGCUGUUAAAGAUUCAAUUUCCUAUCAGAAUAGAUCGGGCAGAUGUCGAAAUAAGGGUUUGACAGAUUGGCGCACCUAUAAAGGCCUUUCUUCGAUGAUCAAAGAUUCAGUUAACAGCGAGUGUCACGAGCAUCACUUAGCUUGUGAAUUUCCGUCCAGUUUUAAAGUUUCGAAUUGAUAGACGGUGUGAAAGCAAAGAAAAAAAAUGAGCGAACAUCGCCGUUCGACAAAAGAAACCGCCCUGCUUCUCCUAUUUCUUGCUGCAACUGUGUUCAGCAUUGAUGGCCUGUGUUGGAACUGCUUGCCAAAUAACUUGUCCGUGGAAGAGAUCGACAAGAUUUUCGCAGAGGAUUUUAAGGAGCGCUUAAUGGAGAAGCUUGGUCUCACGAAUGAGCCAGUUGUGCCUGAGAAUGUUACACGCCCACCGCAAGAGGUAGUGGAUGAAAUACUCUCCGAGCAGGAUAACGUUGUUCAUAAAAAAGAUAAAGAGAUGUUGCAGACAAUUGUCAUUCAACCGCUCAACAACGAUUCCGUGGUGUCGAACACGACCUCCUAUUUCGAAUACGCAACUGACAUAGAUAGGUGGAACCGCAUUGAUCAUGUCACGUUGUGGAUGCACGUCGAGGCAAACACGGGUGUUUACAGAGUGUACGAAAAAAUAUCCACUUCACCACGACGUAUGGUAAUUGUGGACGAACACGAAAGCGAUGUUUCCCAAUGGAAAAAACUGAAUUUCGUACCCAACAGACAGUGGUUGGAGAAACCAUGGGGUAGGAAAAUACGUAUCGAAAUUGAAGGGAUUGAAACACCGAUCGCGCACAAGCCACUUCUCCAGUUAAAAGUGAAGCCAGUGAUAAAACGCCAUAGAAAACGCUCAGUCGUCAGCACAACGGUGAACCCAUCGGUGAAGGCGACCGUCACGGACGACUGCAUUCCGAAGAACUUGGGCCUUUGCUGUAGGCAUACUAGAAAUAUUGAUAUGUCGAGUUAUUACCCAUGGAUCGUCGUGCCCAAUCCAUUCCGAUCAUUCACAUGUUCGGGAACUUGUACUCUCAGACACAGAACCAACAACACGUGGACUCUCCUAACGCAAAUCACGAACGUGCGACAACCGUGUUGCGUACCAACUAGCUUUGACACAGCGACUCUUUUGAUCUAUGACGGCACAAGCACAACGUAUAAAACCAAGAUUAUAAACGAUCUGCUAGUCACAAACUGCGGUUGUACUUGAACAAGGACCUCAAAGAUUGAGCGACGGUACCGGCGUCGUUAAACCGCAUAGGAACGCGCACGUUGUAUUUCAGUUUUGUUAUGGAUACGGGUUAGAACAGUCUGGUUUAGUUAAUUUGAUAAGAUAUAAUUGGGCUUAGACAAGGUAGUGUGGAUUAUAUCGUAAAACAACCGUAUAAAAGACACUGCAUGGUUGUCAUUGGGGUUUUUUGGGUCGAUUUCAUUCUCGUAUGGAAAAUUGUUUAAUUGUUGCAAUAACACUAUAUUUCGUGUUUCGUGCAUGGUUUUCCUGUUCUGCCUAAGCCGACUUUUUUUCUGCGAAAUGAUAUCAGGUUUUAACAUCUUAAUAUAGUGCAUUACCGUUACGUUUACCGUGGAAACGGGCUAUUUUUUGACCGCAUGCAUAAUCCAUGCUGGCUAGUUGUAGUUGUUUGAACAUUUUCUAAUAUAUAUCGUCAACGCGUCAACUCGCGUGGAGUGGCAUUUUGUUAAUAGGGGUGUUGGUGAUUAACUCGGUACUUUAAAGGUUUUCUCACUUUACCAACUCUUAGUACGUAUAGUUUUAUUAGCCAAAAUGCAUAUGACUGUAGAUAGCUAUUACAUGUUCAUUCGGUAAAACCGAUGAACUAUUUGAAAGGAAUAUAUAAAAAGGCAUCACAAAUUAAUGUUGUCAGGCAUAUUGCAUGUUUGCUUUUAAAUAACGUUCAUGUAUACGCUAAACAAAACGUCAUUCUAUUCGCUCAAGAUCACGUCUUUUGUACGAAUCUCAGCAAGGAGCUCGCGUGUAACUAAAUUGACGUGGUGUUGAGAGAAUAGAUUUUAUUUCGUUGAUAGAUUCAGUGUAGUAUAUAAUAAUGACUUAGGAGCAUAUAUAUAUAUAUAUACAUAUAUUGUAUAUUACCUCUUCAAUAUUUUUAUGCGAU